AUGAUCUCGACCAUCUCAACAGCAAUAAUGCCAAUAACAGCCGCCUACAGCUGGCACGCUUUUCUUGUGGCACGAUUUUUCCAGGGAAUUUCAUUCGGUGCUGACUUCGCGGCCAUCGGACUCAUCGUUGUUCACUGGGCUUCACUCAAACAACAUGGGUUUUUCAUCUCAUUAUUGUCAUCCUUCUCGCAGUUGUCUGUCAUGUUUACGAUGCCAGUAGCGGGCGAGCUAUGUGAAUCCUCAUUGGGAUGGCCGUCUGUUUAUUAUUUGCACGCGGCUCUCAGUGGAGCUUUGUUCACAGCUUGGUACUACUACUACAGAAACAACCCUGCCGAACACCCUUCGAUGACUGACAUCGAACUCGAAAAGAUCCAUCGCGGCAAAGGAGACGUCAAAGAGCGGUUCAGCACACCCAUUAAAGUAAGUUGCCGGAUAGAACUUCAACAUAAAAACAACCCUGCCGAACACCCUUCGAUGACUGACAUCGAACUCGAAAAGAUCCAUCGCGGCAAAGGAGACGUCAAAGAGAAGGAAAGCACACCCAUUAAAGAAAUCAUGACUCAUCCGGUGAUGUGGGCAGUGUGGUUGUCUGCAUUCGGUGAACUCAUGAUGUCGCAGUUUAUCGUCAUGUAUGCACCAACCUACCUCAAAGAGGUUCUUGGAUUCCGAGUUGCUCAUACUGGUUACUUUGUUGCGGUACCUCGUGCACUUCACUUAGCUUUCAAAAUUAUUAGCGGUAUUGCGAGUGAUAAGAUUGAAUUCUUAACGGAGAAAACGAAAAUGAAGAUCUUCAACACAAUUGCCUUGACGGUAUCAGGAACAUUCUUCUGUAUACUUGGAUUUUUGUCAAGAGAUUUGGCAAACUAUGCACUCAUCGCACUGCUCAUUAUUGAAUGUUCGACGGGUUUCAUCUGUGGAGGGUUCUAUAAAUGCGCUACACUUGUUGCCAGGUAA
Cooperia oncophora is the source of this 954-nucleotide messenger RNA. The record is from the annotation of a GenBank genome assembly. NCBI's taxonomy places the organism in Eukaryota, Metazoa, Nematoda, Chromadorea, Rhabditida, Trichostrongylidae.